Messenger RNA from Monopterus albus (swamp eel), 1671 nucleotides. It is a transcript of the gene ccno, whose product is annotated as cyclin O. The transcript has 3 exons. The record is from RefSeq and is a predicted model, not a curated record. Bases 67 to 1458 code for a protein of 463 amino acids. NCBI's taxonomy places the organism in Eukaryota, Metazoa, Chordata, Actinopteri, Synbranchiformes, Synbranchidae.
CUACAGACAGUAAAAGCUAUAACAUUUGGUUCACAGUUUAGGAUAAUGAAUUCCUAGGUGGCACAAAUGAUUGUUUAUCCUCGGUUGCCUGGGGCGACGGGAGAACUGUGCGCUGCAGGAGCGGGGAAGACCCCGGGAAAACUAACGUCAUCUGACGGAACUCCCCUUAUCAUCCCAGAACCAACAUCCAGGAGACUGCUACUUUCUAGACCUGGUCCCAGUAUAGCCUAUAGCCAGUGGACUGGCUACCGAUUUACAGCAACAAUUCAGAGAGAGCUACUGGAGAUGGUGCUAUUUGUGAACGGUGACAGUGGCUCAGAAACAAUUACAAAUGAAGACUGCAGCAAACGGAGACGGAUGAAGGGCUUAUCUCGUCUAACAGAAGCGCGCACACUGGCUCAACAACGGCAGGAAGCCAGGCACAGAAAACAGAAACUUAUAUCCAAACUGGGUGACUCGGGUUUCGAGGAAGACUUGGGAUCGCCCUCGACUUCAUCCCCGGCUCGGACAGAUUUAUCCCCGCUCCGUCCAGACAGAAAGCUGUCCAACUGGUACCUCCAAUAUGGAGACAUCGGUUACAAGAUUCAGAGAGAGAAAGAGGCGCAGUAUCAUCCCUGCAAAAGCUUGGCACGCCAGCCACAAUUGACUGCAGAGGCACGGUGUACACUUGUCAGCUGGCUCAUCCCUGUACACAAACAUUUCCGUCUGUCCUUUGAGUGCUGCUGCCUGGCGGUGAACAUCAUGGACAGGUUCCUGGCAUCCACAGCGGUGGCUGCUGACUGCUUCCAGCUACUGGGCAUCACUGCCCUUCUCCUAGCUAGUAAACAGGUGGAGGUUUGCUCUCCGAGGAUCAGCCAUCUCUUGUCGCUGUGCUGUGAUGCUUUCACCAAGGAGCAGCUCUGCAAUUUGGAGUGUCUCAUCCUUCUCCGUCUGAACUUCCGCCUCGCUGCACCCACCUUGGCCUUUUUCCUGGACUAUUACACCAACUGUAUUGAGGCUGCCCAGCUUAUAACUGAAAACAUAGCUGAUUACAGGUUUGCAAGAAUGAAUCCAGACACAAAGAUACCCAGGCAGUGCAUCAACCUUGCACAACAGGUGUGUGAGCUGAGUCUAGCGGACUAUGCUUUCAACAAAUACCCACCAUCUCUGACUGCUAGCUGUGCACUAAGACUAGCCAGUGAGCUACUGAGAACCAAACAUGGGCUUGUUGGGCAUGAAACCAUACACUCUUGGGAAGACCAGUGGGACAGUUCUGUGGAUGAACUAUGCACCCAACCAGCUUCUGCUGAUUCAUCUGAGAGCCCUGCAGUUACUAAGGGCUGCUGUCUAUUAGUGAAGCAUCACUUCCUGCCUGUAGGUCAGGAGAAUUGCAACCACAGUCUGGCACAGGAAUGCGAAGACAACCUGAAGCUGUUGGUGUCAUUAAACCAGGAGACACUGGAUGCAAUGUCCAUGUAACUGCAAUCUGCCACCAUUUAGAUGUUGACAGAAUCCCUAGUUCCCCUCCACUUUGGAGCAUAUAUUCUUGAUACAAGUGAGAAUAAAAUGCCACCUUUAAAUCUGUUAAGAUGGAUGAUUCAGAAGUUAAGUUUAGUGUUUGUCCAGUCCCAGUAAACCUUGUAGUUCAUAGAAAAUGACUCAUACUUGAUACCAGUCACUGAAUGUUUUACA